AUGGCGAAUGACGAGGUUGUUCUUCUGGACACAUACGUAAGUAUGUUUGGAAUGAGGGUUAGAAUUGCCCUAGCGGAGAAGGGUAUUCCAUAUGAAUACAGGGAGGAGAACUUGCGGAACAAGAGUCCACUUCUACUUGAGAUGAACCCAGUUUACAAGAAAAUUCCUGUUUUGAUUCACAAUGGAAAACCCAUUUGUGAAUCGCUCAUAAUUGUGCAGUACAUAGAUGAGAUCUGGAAGGAUAGGCCAUUGUUGCCUUCUGAUUAUUACCAGAGAGCUCAAGCUUUAUUCUGGGCUUAUUAUGUUGACAAGAUAUUUUGGGCUGGAAGAAAACUAUGGACAACGACAGGAGAAGAGAAAGAAUCGGGCAAGAAAGAGUUAAUAGAGUGCCUCGAGGCGUUGGAAGGAGAAUUGGGAAACAAACCCUACUUUGGUGGUGAAAUCUUUGGGUUUGUAGAUGUGGCUUUCAUCCCUUACUACUGCUGGUUUUAUGCCUAUGAGAUUUGUGGCAAUUUCAGCAUUGAGGAAUACUGUCCUAAGCUGAUUGCAUGGGGCAAGAGGUGCAUGGAAAUAGAGAGUGUUUCCAAAUCCCUGGCUGAUCCUCGCAAGAUCUAUGCAUUUAUUCAGUUAAUGAAGAAGAGAAGACUUGCAAAACUGGACCUAAUUAGUGAGCUCGGCCACUGGAAGAAGGCGGAGUCUGACCACUUCAAUGGUCAAGUGUGUACUAUAGAGCUAUGCUGGAGUUCUUCAGAUUCAAAUCCUUGCAAUUGGACGGGUAUAGGGUGUUUAGCUGAUUUUAAGGUGACUUCGAUUCGUCUAAGUGGCCUCAGUUUGUCUGGUUCUUUAUCUUCAAUCAUUUGUAAACUCCCUUACUUAGUCAAGGUGAAUAUAUCGAAAAACUUCAUUUCCGGUCCAAUUCCUGAUGAUUUUAAUUGUUUUCGUAAUCUAGAAACUUUAGACCUUUGCACAAAUAGAUUCCACGGAGAAUUUCCUACCCAAAUCUGCAAUAUUACUUCCCUCAGAAAGAUUUAUCUGUGUGAGAACUAUUUAUUUGGAGAAAUCCCUGUGGAAAUUGGCAAUCUAACUCUACUUGAGGAGCUUGUCAUUUAUAGCAACAAUCUAACCGGAAUAAUUCCUUCUUCCAUUGGGAAACUGAAAACUCUUAGGAUUAUCAGGGCAGGUCGAAAUUAUUUAUCCGGUCAGAUUCCUGCUGAAAUCAGUGAAUGUGAGAAUUUGGAAGUUCUGGGUUUGGCAGAAAAUUGGCUUGAGGGUCUUUUUCCUAUUGAGCUGCAAAAACUUAAGAGUCUCACCAGCUUGAUUCUUUGGAAAAAUCUGUUUACGGGUGAAAUUCCUCCUCAAAUAGGUAAUUUCACUAGCUUGGAAUUACUUGCAGUGCAUGCAAAUUCAUUCACGGGAACCAUUCCCAAAGAAAUUGGGAAGUUGUCUCAGCUGAAAAGAUUGUACAUUUACACAAAUCAAUUGAAUGGAACAAUCCCACCAGAACUCGGUAAUUGUUCAAAUGCUGUCGAGAUUGAUCUUUCUGAAAAUCAAUUGACAGGAGUUAUUCCAAACGACUUGGGUCGAAUUUCUAAUCUUCGUUUGCUUCAUCUUUUCGAGAACCUCCUCCAUGGAAAUAUCCCCAAGGAGCUUGGAAAGUUGAAGCAACUUAAAAAUCUAGAUUUGUCCAUAAAUUAUUUGACAGGCUCAAUUCCAAUUGAGUUUCAAAAUCUCAGGUUCCUGGAGAGUUUUCAACUUUUCGACAAUAUGUUUGAAGGUGUCAUCCCUCCAUUUAUUGGGGCUAAUAGCAACCUCAUUGUCCUCGACAUGUCCAUGAAUAAUCUUGUGGGCAGGAUACCUAAAAAGUUAUGCAGCUUUCAGAAAUUGAUUUUUCUUAGCCUGGGAUCAAACAAGUUGUCCGGGAACAUUCCUCGUGGCUUAAAAACUUGCAAAUCUCUCGAGCAUCUAAUGCUGGGAGAUAAUUUUUUUACAGGAAGUCUCUCUAUUGAAUUCGCAAAACUUCAGAACCUUUCAGCACUUGAGCUCUAUCAAAACCGAUUCUCAGGAUUGAUACCUUCAGAAGUGGGAAAUUUUACGACCUUAGAGAGGCUGCUUUUGUGGAAUAACAAUUUCAUCGGCCAAAUCCCUCCCGAGAUGGGGAAACUUGUAAAGCUCGCUGCAUUCAAUGUAUCAUCCAACAGGCUCUUUGGAAGCAUUCCUCAGGAAUUGGGAAAUUGUAUAAAGCUCCAGAGGCUUGAUCUUAGCAGGAACUGGUUUAAUGGCUCUAUUCCGGUAAAGCUUGGCAUGCUGGUGAAUCUGGAAUUGCUGAAACUAUCAGAUAACACGUUCACGGGAUCAAUACCGAGAACUUUAGGGGGACUAGCUAGAUUGACAGAAUUGCAAAUGGGUGGAAAUUUCUUCUCGGGGAACAUUCCAGUCGAACUGGGUCGAUUAACUUCUCUUCAGAUUGCUCUCAAUAUCAGUCAUAACAAUCUCAGUGGAUCGAUCCCGGGCAAUUUAGGUAAUCUGCAGAUGCUAGAAUCACUUUACUUGAAUGACAACCAGCUUGUCGGUGAAAUUCCUGUUUCAAUAGGAGCAUUAAUGAGCCUAAAUGUAUGCAAUCUUUCUAAUAAUAAUCUGGUGGGAACAGUGCCAAACACCCCGGUUUUCCAGAGGAUGGAUUCCAGCAAUUUUGCCGGGAACAAUGGAUUGUGCAUUUUAGGUUCAAAUCAUUGCCAUUCAUUUCCAGCCCCUACGUCUGCUCCAAAUCCUAGUUGGUUGACGAAAGGGUCUUCCAAAGAAAAAAUAGUCUGCAUUGUUUCCCUUACUAUCGGCCUGAUCUCUUUAACUUUUAUUGUGUGUGUUUGUUGGGCUAUAAGGCACCGUAAACCUUCUUUCGUUUCACUUGAAGAUCAACCGAAACCUGAUGUAUUGGAUGGCUAUUACUUUCCUAAAGAAGAUUUCACGUAUAUGGACCUUGUUGAAGCCACUGGGAAUUUUUCAGACAGUGCUGUCGUAGGACGGGGAGCCUGUGGAACUGUCUACAAGGCUGUAAUGACCAAUGGUGAAUUGAUUGACUUCCCCUUCUCAAUAUCAAUGUCUGCUGUUGCUGGUUCAUAUGGCUACAUUGCCCCUGAGUAUGCUUACACGAUGAAAGUGACAGAGAAAUGUGAUGUCUAUAGUUUCGGGGUAGUUUUGUUAGAACUGAUUACUGGAAGGUCGCCUGUCCAACCUCUUGAUCAUGGAGGCGACCUAGUAACCUGGACGAGAAGUUCAAUUUCUAAAUUAGUAAAAUCUGACAUAUAUGAUCAACGGAUUGAUCUUAAAGAGGAAAGGACAAUCAGAGAAAUGUCUUUAGUACUCAAAAUCGCAUUGUUCUGCACCAACACAUCCCCACUCAACAGGCCUACCAUGCGCGAAGUUAUUGCAAUGCUGAUUGAUGCCAGAGAGUCAGCGAGUGAUUCAUUGUCGUCUCCAACAUCAGAAACUCCCUUAGAGGAAGAUGAUUUCUGUAAAGGUUUUAUGCAGCUGUAG
Molecule: messenger RNA, 3531 nt
Organism: Fraxinus pennsylvanica
Lineage: Eukaryota; Viridiplantae; Streptophyta; Magnoliopsida; Lamiales; Oleaceae
Source: the annotation of a GenBank genome assembly